CGACGUCGGCGGCUCGAGCUUAGUCUACUCCAAAUGAUGGUAGUCCUCUCUACUCCAGCCCAACUGUAACAUCAUGGAAAUUUGGAGGAACAUCGAUGCCCUCGAGAUCGAAGACUUUGAUGAACUCAAGUUAGGGGAUUCCGGUACACUGUUCCCCAUUCGACCUUCGUUCUUCGUCCCCCCGCUUGAAGAGAAACCUCAAGAUCCUAUAGUCAGAGCUUUAAAGCUCUCAGAAAUUAACAGGAACCUACCCCCGCGGGCUUUCAACAAUGUCCGCCCUCUACCAGAGUUGGUUGCACCACAGGAGCCUACCGAGCCGCCGUCUGUAGAAGAGUUUUGGAGGUCACUGGUGGAAGGCGAGCAUCACAACUCUAACAGAACGGUAUCUUGGGAUCGGCUGCGCGAAACCUUUCCCCAAUCUCGAACGUCAACGGCCUUCCUCUCAGAACAGGAGCCCCUCGUUCUCUCAGCUGCUCGCCAACAUAUUAACCCAAAGUUCGAUGACAAGAACGUCAAAUUCGUCUACGUUACGGAAGAAGAAUUUCGACAGGCCAUUCGGAUGGUCGUUAUCGGGACUUCGUCGACUCUCUUCAAAUGGGACCACCAUACGGAUAGAUUUGUCCAGGUUGGAUUGGAGCCGGGUCAGGUUGGACAUGUAGCUAUUGACGGGACGGACGAGGUUAUCAGUAAGAGCUUACUAUCGCGGUUCUUGUCCAUCGGUACACAUCUGCGCCGUCUGGAAGAGUUUAUCAAGACCCUGAACCAAAGUAUGGUCAAAGCUGGCCCGACUGUCCACGCCUUUGCGCAUUCCCUCUCCUCUACCCUGAUGUACCUGCGAACGGUUCUGGUGCGACUAGCUUCUGACGAGAUCGUCGUCCCGCCCGCUGCUUCAUGGAUGAAGUAUGCAGUCUAUGAAGAGAUUCUGGAUGCAUUGGCAGAGUUGUAUGGGCGGCCAGAAAACAUUGGACCAGAAUCGUACCGAGCAUUCGAACCUUCGCCAAUCACGAUCAUCUCAACGAUAUAUCAGCAUCUAUCAUCUCACUACGAACGACAGUCUCCUCGUGAGGUCGUUGCUAUCUUUGCGUACAUCCUCGACACCACCUCCAAGGAAUAUUUGCACCAAGUUGGGAUUUCAGUCGGGUACGGCGGGCAACCUAUACAACAGCUUUCCAAAGUCGAGGACCGACCUGAAGACUAUUAUCCUGGGUUAGACGAGGAGGAUGAGGAAGAAGAUAUAUUUGAAGCAUUGGAGCAGAUUCAACACGAUUUCCCGGAAUUCUUUCCUAAGCCCUUGCUUGACAUCCUCCCCGCGGCUCAAAAGUCCCUCAUACUACUCAAGAAGGCGCAACCGGACCACGAACUGCUCAGUUCUGAGGAGUCGGCGAAGAAGCGCAUUCGGUGGCUUUGGACGGAGGACCAGAUAACGGCGGCGUGGAGUGAACUAGAGUCGAGCCGCGACUCUUCUGCCAGUCGCCACGCCAGACAACCAUCGCCGGACCCGGAGAGGAGCUAUCCACCCGAGUUUUCAGAAUUCCAUGUGUACGACCUCGAGCCAGGCAUUUAUGUCGGUACGACAGCCUUGCAAGCGGUCGAUAGAACGACAUCCGCCCUCUCUACAUUUAUUGCAAACUUCCCCUCUCAGCUACCUGCAAUUACGCCAACCCUGCCUCACCUCACAUUUCUGGUGUUCCGAAAGUUGCUAGAUCACUCUGCGACGCUUUCUUCGACCCUAUUGUCUCUCUUCCUCUCUUCUUCAGGGAAUCUCAAUUUUCGACUGCACCUGGAACUCCUCCGCUCUUACCUCUUGGUGACAGCCCCUGGCUUCAAAACCAGACUAACCGAAGCCCUCUUUUCCGACGCUGGAGAAUACGAAAUCGACAACACAGCCCACAGCAUGUCCAUGCGCUCCAUCCGCCGUCGACCAAGUAGAAGGUUUAUCAAAGAAAGCAAACAACCCUGGGCAGUCGGUAUUUCUUCCAACCUUCUCGAGCGGGAGAUCUGGCCCCCCGUUAGCGGGGAUCUCAGUUUCUUUUUGCGGACGGUGAUUGUGGAUUCGUUGAAUCUUGGUAAGAGGUGGGAGGAUGAGGAGGCGAGGAAGAGUAGGCAUAUUAUACUUGAGGAGGCUAUUUGGAGGAUUGGGUUUGCGAUUAGGGAUCUUCCUGUUGGGAGUGGGAAGGAUAAAUGGCUGAAUCCGCUUUAUAUUGAGGCUUUGGACUUUUUGUACAUGGAUUACAAGCCGCCUCGGCCCAUGGACAUCCUCAUUUCGCAUGAUAUCCUUCACAAGUAUCAGCGAAUAUUUGCAUUCAUUCUCCGACUUCUUCGAGUCGAAAGUGCACUCAAAUCGGUCUUCAGGAUCGCAAGGGGGACGCGCGACCCGACUUUCCAGAACCUCCCACAAUACCGGAAACUCUUUCUGCAUUUCAGGUUCAUCGCUCAAUCCUUUGUCGCAAGUCUUUCUUCAUACGUCUUCGACACCGCGAUCGGUGGAAACUUUGACCCAUUCCUGGCUCGACUUUCGCCGAAGCCCCCAUCUGAAUCCGGGGAGGCCAGCAGUGACUUUACAGACGUCUUCGAGCUGGCCGAAGCUCAUUCAAACCUCUUGGACGACAUUCUCAGUGCUUGUCUACUGCGAACGGGCCAGAAGGCUGUCAGUGAGUUGAUGCGGCAUUCGUUGGAGAUCGUUCUCGAGUUCUGCGUUGUCGUGGGCGAGCUGCACCGGAAGAGGAUGAAAGAGUACGAAGCGGCGCCUGUGAUCGAGGAUCUUUAUGGCAGGUUCAGAGGGAAGAUGGGGAUGUUGACCAAGGUUCUGAAAGGCUUGGUCGAUAAAGGGCCUUCAUCGUCCAAGUUGCCGAUUGAAGUUCAGAUGGGUGAAAAUCGGCCAACUGGAGGGGCUGUCGCUCUGUAUCACCUUCUUUUGCGAUUGGAUUUGGGCGAUUGGUGGGCCAAGGGAAAGUUGGAGAAGUAG
Coprinopsis cinerea okayama7#130 is the source of this 2965-nucleotide messenger RNA. RefSeq lists its product as hypothetical. The record is from RefSeq and is a predicted model, not a curated record. NCBI's taxonomy places the organism in Eukaryota, Fungi, Basidiomycota, Agaricomycetes, Agaricales, Psathyrellaceae. The coding region runs from base 74 to 2965 and encodes 963 amino acids. The transcript is spliced from 10 exons. Gene Ontology annotation, molecular function: microtubule minus-end binding; gamma-tubulin binding. Gene Ontology annotation, cellular component: centrosome; spindle pole; equatorial microtubule organizing center. Gene Ontology annotation, biological process: cytoplasmic microtubule organization; meiotic cell cycle; mitotic cell cycle.